GAAGCGAUACCACGGUACAAAAUAGGGUCAGAAGAAACCAACCAGAGAGUGAUUCCAAAUCUCCAAUUAUUUCCCUCUUUAAUCCCCUCUCCAAUCAGAGCCUCAUCCUCACUGCAUUCUCCCUUCAGAUUUUGCAGAAAAAAAGUGAUUAUCAUCUCCAUCUUCCAAAAUUUUCCAAACGGGCAUGCAGGAAAAUUUUCAAUAGUAAAACGCCCUCCUUUUCUUUGUUUUCAUCUCCAUCUUUCAAAUUUCAAAAUGGGAUUUGAUGAAUAUAAUUUGUUUUCAUGAAGAAUCUUUCACCAUCCUAAAAACCGAGACUGAGUUCUGAGUUUUUACUUUGAUGGGUCCAAAUCCAAAGAUGAAAAGGGAAUUUCUUGACUCAACAAGGUCAUCACCAUUCCCAGAUGAAGUACUGGAACGAGUUCUUUCACUCUUGAAAUCACACAAAGAUCGUAGCGCAGUGUCUCUAGUAUGCAAGGACUGGUACAACGCUGAAAGCUGGUCAAGAACUCAUGUUUUUAUAGGAAACUGUUAUUCAGUCUCUCCUGAAAUUGUUGCACGUAGAUUUCCAAUAAUUAAGAGUGUUACUCUUAAAGGGAAGCCAAGAUUUUCUGAUUUUAAUCUAGUGCCUGAAAAUUGGGGAGCUGAUGUUCAUCCUUGGCUUGUAGUUUUUGCAACUAAGUAUCCGUUUUUGGAAGAGCUGAGGCUUAAGAGAAUGGCUGUUAGUGAUGAAAGUUUGGAGUUUUUGGCUGUUAAUUUUCCUAAUUUUAAGGUUCUUUCUCUGUUGAGCUGUGAUGGGUUUAGUACUGAUGGGCUUGCUGCUAUUGCCACUCAUUGCAAGAGUCUGACUCAGCUUGACAUACAAGAGAAUGGCAUUGAUGACAAGAGUGGUGGUUGGUUAAGCUGCUUCCCUGAAAACUUCACAUCAUUGGAAGUACUAAACUUUGCCAAUCUGAAUACUGAUGUCAAUUUCGAUGCACUUGAGAGACUUGUAAGUAGGUGCAAGUCACUGAAGGUUCUGAAGGUCAACAAAAGUAUUUCCUUGGAACACCUACAAAGGCUGCUAGUUUGUGCUCCACAAUUAACAGAGCUUGGUACUGGUUCAUUCACACCAGAGCUUACAACUCGUCAAUAUGCGGAGCUUGAAAGUGCAUUUAACCAGUGCAAGAAUUUAAAUACCCUUUCGGGUUUAUGGGAGGCAACAGCAUUAUAUCUACCAGUUCUGUACCCUGUCUGUUCAAACUUGACUUUCUUAAACCUGAGCUAUACUUUUCUGCAAAGUCUUGAACUUGCAAGUCUUCUCCGUCAAUGUCCACGACUUAGACGCCUCUGGGUCCUGGACACUGUGGGGGACAAAGGGCUGGAGGCUGUUGGAUCCAACUGUCCAUUGCUUGAGGAGCUCCGUGUCUUCCCUGCUGAUCCCUUUGAUGAGGAAAUUAUCCACGGGGUGACUGAAGCAGGGUUUGUUGCUGUCACUUAUGGAUGUCGAAGACUCCACUAUGUUCUCUACUUUUGCCGGCAGAUGACUAAUGCUGCAGUAGCAACCAUUGUGCAGAACUGCCCUGAUUUCACCCACUUUCGCCUUUGCAUAAUGAAUCCAGGCCAACCGGAUUACUUGACAAAUGAACCUAUGGACGAGGCUUUUGGGGCAGUGGUGAGGACUUGCACUAAACUACAGAGGCUUUCUGUUUCAGGUCUCUUGACAGACCUGACAUUUGAAUAUAUUGGGCAGUAUGCCAAAAAUCUGGAAACUCUGUCUGUGGCUUUUGCGGGCAGUAGUGAUAGGGGGAUGCAAUGUGUGCUAGAAGGUUGUCCAAAGUUGAGGAAACUUGAGAUAAGGGACUGCCCAUUUGGAAAUGUAGCACUUCUUUCAGGUUUGGAGAAAUACGAGUCAAUGAGGUCACUUUGGAUGUCAGCCUGCAAUGUGACAAUGAAUGGCUGUCUGUUAUUGGCAAGGGAGAUGCCCAGAUUGAAUGUUGAAGUAAUGAAAGAGGAUGGAAGUGAUGACUCUCAGGCUGAUAAAGUUUAUGUUUACCGUUCCGUUGCGGGGCCAAGAAGAGAUGCUCCACCUUGUGUACUCACUCUCUCAGGUUUAUAAAAUAUGCAGGAUCUUGUUUAAAUAACAAGACAAACCACGGCGUGCAGGGAUUGGGACACAGUUUAUACAACUGGAUGAUGUGGAUGGUUAAAAGGAAGAAAGAUGGACUGCAUGAAACUUGUAUUUGUUCUUCUACUGCUGUUUCCCUUACUGACACAGCAAAUAUGAAAAUAUGGAAGCUAAAUAUACUACAAAGCUUAUGCAUCAACAAUCUCCAGGGCUGGAUACAGCUUCUCUUCCCAAACCUUUGAAAAGCAAGAUUGCAAGGUUUCCUAUGCAGAAAUGGAUGAAGCAGCCAUGGUAAUGGGUCACAAAGGAACCAAAAUCCAUCCCCACAAUGCAUUGCCAUCCUGGUCCAUGCACCCUGUCAAAGUCCUGCAAAAACAAGAAUCCCCAAAAUUGGCUUUCUUCAAUUAUUUAAUUCCAAAUAAUCAUCUUGUUACUUUCCAGGAGCUUACCUUCUUUAUGAAGCGGGCAAUAUCAGUGGACUCGGUAACAUCAAAGAUAUCAAGGGCCUUCGCAGCUAAGUGAAGUGCAUCCUGCUGCAUGGUUUGAAGCAUGUCAGUCUCGCCAACAACAGCUUUGCCUUCUAACAUGGUUGAAGGAUGCUUUGUUACUGGGUAUGGCGGAAGAGUUGAAAAGAGAAAGCAGUGGUGGUAGAGGAAUGGCUUCUGCAAGGAUUAUAUAGACCUGUUGACACAGGAGUGGCCAGUGGUUGCUGGUGCUUAGUCAUACAAUGUGUUGGCAGCUUGCAUCGACUGGUGCAAUAGAAGAAUGCCAAGUAUGGCAGACAUAGUCUGCUGGGGCCUGACGCAUAUCGGAGAUUUGAUCUGGGACCAAUUCUGAUCAAUGGCUUAUGGUUGCUUAGUGUGGAAGGGGAUGUUCUUUCUAGGUCCACGUUAUCUUUGAGAUGUUGGAUGUUUGUGGUUGUAUGACUGGUAUUUGCCAUGAUUUUGCUGGAGAAUGUUGAAAGGUUCAUAAUUUCUUGUCC
This is a messenger RNA of Populus euphratica (Euphrates poplar), 3089 nucleotides long. RefSeq names its product protein TRANSPORT INHIBITOR RESPONSE 1-like. The transcript is spliced from 4 exons. Bases 341 to 2098 code for a protein of 585 amino acids. Gene Ontology annotation, biological process: SCF-dependent proteasomal ubiquitin-dependent protein catabolic process. Gene Ontology annotation, molecular function: protein binding. The record is from RefSeq and is a predicted model, not a curated record. Lineage: Eukaryota; Viridiplantae; Streptophyta; Magnoliopsida; Malpighiales; Salicaceae. Gene Ontology annotation, cellular component: SCF ubiquitin ligase complex.